Molecule: messenger RNA, 3453 nt
Organism: Effrenium voratum
Lineage: Eukaryota; Dinophyceae; Suessiales; Symbiodiniaceae
Source: the annotation of a GenBank genome assembly
AUGUCCCGUGGCAUCACCCAAGAUGACGAGGCCGAGGAUUGGGGCCAAGGCCGAGGCCAGUCGUCCAGGGCCUUCAUGGAGGAGCUCUGCGCCAACCUCGGCGGGUACCGCGCGUUCCUUCAUCGCUUGGCCCUCCAGUAUUUCGGCUGGUGGCUGGCGAUUGCGCUGGUGCCUGCGGUCUUUUUGGACCACCACAGGUGUGAGGCGAGCAUGCCCUACCUGGCCUGGUUCUUGUACGGCGCAACGGUGCUGGCGAUGUUGGUCAUGGCGCUUCUGCUGGAACUGGCCAUGGUGCAACGGCUUGGUCUUCUGCAGGCAGGGGAGUUGCAUCAGCUCUUGCAGGACAAGUGGCGGCGGCCGCUGGCCUCCACGGUGCUCUGGAAGCUGGACUCGUACACCGACGUGGCCUUCAUCUUUAUCGCCCGCGACUGCGGCUCCUCGCUCUGGUGGGCGUCGCUGGCGGCAGUCAUCUUCUGUGCCGUGUUCUGCCAGAUGAUCUUCAACACCUGCUUCGCCUGCUCCGACUGCGAUGGGGAGCUGCCGCCCUCCUUCGGCUUCGUUCUCUUCGACUUCAAGCUGGUGAACACGGCGGUGCGCUCGGUGGUGCCCUUCGACCCGGACGCCUCGGAUUUGCCCGUGGCGAAGCCGGUGACCCUCCGGUCCUCCGCAAGCCUCGUGGGCCUGGAGAAGGUGGUGGGGGACGUGGCGCAGGUUUGCAUUCAGUCGCUGUUCCUCAUGAGCGCCACAGCUCCGCACGGCUUCGUGAUCUUCAGCAUCGCGGUGGGCGCCUUGAACGGCGGCCUCUCCAUCCUGCUGAUUGUACAGGACGCCGUGCGACAGGAGUGGGCCGUGCAGGCCAACGAGCUGGAGCAGGGCACCGUCCUUGCGAAGCCCAGCCCAGGUGCCCUCCACGAGGGCCCCAGCACCGAGAUGCCCACGCUGCCGCUAGACAAGUCCGACAUGGCAGAGGCCGAGGAUCGCGAGGAGAAGCUGCAAAAGGUGCAGGAGAAGCUGGAGCAUCUCAUGUCCAGGGAGAACCUCCAGGAGGACAGCUUCAUCCAGAUGAACAUGGAUGCCCAGAUGCAGAUCCCCAUCUGCAUUUUGGCCGGCCACGAGCAGUUCGAGCAACUCCAGGCCGUGGAUGUCGCCACACUCUACGACGCCGCGCUUCGAUCACAGUCGGUGCUGGUCGACAAGGCCAACAUGCAGCUGAAGCCGGUGAUCAAGAGCAAGCGGAACACGGUGAUCCUGCACGACCUGGCCGAGGGCAUCCCCUUGGAGGAGCCUGCGAUACGGGGAGACCUGAGCCAGGAGAACCGGGCCCAACUGGGCCGGCUUCUUUUCGGGCGGGAAAAAUCGAGGUUCCGGGGCUUGUUCUUCCAGCUGGGAGAUGGCCUUUGCCCCGGUGAGCGGGUGCACGUCUGGAGCGCCUCCGCCCAAAGGUGGUUCGACGACGGCGAGGUGCAGGCGGUGGGAGCGGAUGGCUCCGCCGUGGUGCGCUUCAACAACGCGCGGCCCGCGGCCAAGGAGGUGCCGCAGCGGCUGGUGGCCAAGGUGCUGCGGCGCCGGAAGCCAAAGGACGCCAAGGGCCUUCUACGGCAGGCCAUCGGUACUGGCGCGGGGCCGCAGGACGCAGCCCGAAGGCUGCGGGACACGCUGGCAAGGCUAAAGGCCGAGGGCAGCGAGAUGAAGCUGCCUGUCAGCAACUCGAGGAACUUUGGGCUGCAGGACUUGGCUUCCUGGCUCUACGGCAAGGCUGCCAACCGGGCUGCAAGCGCUGCGGACGCACCUGUACAGCUUUCGGAGGCUGCCCACCGGGCUGCAAGCGCUGCGGACGCACCUGUACAGCUUUCGGAGGUCCUAGAUGCACCUGUGCAAGCCGAGGGCAUCUUCUCUGGCUGCGUGAUUCUCGUCUGGGCAGGGGGAACAGCCAUGUCCCUGACCCGGAAGCGCUUGCUUGAGGCCCGGGUCCGCGAGUGCGGGGGCCGCAUUGCAGAGACCUUCGGUGGCGAAGUGACCCACCUGGUGGUAGGCAUGCAGCUCCCGAGGACUGGCCUUCACUUUGAGGCCGGUGGCUGCUUCAAGGUCACGGACAGCUGGCUCUGCGAGAGUUUGCUGCUGGGCAAGCGCCUUCCGGAGCAGCGCUACCUUUGGCGGCCCUUGAGCGAGGAGGAGCAGACCAGCCAGGCGCAAGGAGGUGUGAAGGAGGAGGCCAGCCAAACGAAGAGGUCCUCCCGCAAGCGGCGCCGUGAAGAGGGGAAGGAGCCAAAUCCGGAGGUGCCGAGUGACCUCUCCUUGGCAGAUUUCCGUGCCAAGAUUGUGGAGGAGUUCCGAACCUGCGCCGCUGCAUGGGCCGUGCGCGGGGACAAGUGGCGGUCCUGGCAGUAUAAGAAGGCAGAGAAUCUCGUGGCGCAAGCGCGGGGCAGGCUUGACGCAGAGGAGCUGCGGCGACUGGGCCUCACCCCGAAGUUCGUCGAGAAGUGCCGGGAGAUCCAGAAAACGGGCUGUCUGGAGCAGGCGGAGGCCUUUCGAAAGGAUGGCGACAUUCACGCCCUGCUCGAGAUGACCAGGAUCCAUGGAGUUGGUCCUGCUUUGGCACAGGCUUGGCUGAGGUGCGGGGUCCGAUGCAUCGCGGAUGUGCGCCAGCGCGCGGACACGCUCCCGGGGACUGCCUCGGGGCCCGCCACAGGUCUCACCAAGGUCCAGCGUCUGGGCCUGCGCUUCGUGGAGGACUUCCAGGUACCCAUCUCCAGAUCAGAGGUGGAACGAAUCUGCGCCACCGUCAUCCAGCGUGCUGAGGCGUCCGGCCAGAGCUCCCGGCUGGUGCCCUGUGGAGCAUACCGCCGGGGCGACGUGCUCUGCUCGGGCGUUACCCUAGUCGUGAGCUUCCCCGGCGACGGCCCUGUAGUGACGGAUGCGGGCAGCUACCUCCAGGCGAUGGAGGGCAUCGUUGUGGCGGACUUGAGUGGCGCAAGUAUCGCCGCUCCAACGAGGGUGCCGGGAGACGACGACCCUGCCCUCUCUGCACAGGCCUGCCUUUGCGUUGUCCGUGGCAGCCCCUCGGAGGCGGAGCCGAUGCGGUACAGGCGCUGUGACUUCGUGUUCUGCCGCGACGCCUCGCUGCCCUUUGUGACCCUCCAGUGGACUGGAAGCGACGGCGGCCUCUUCAACAGGGAGAUGAAGCGCAUCGCGGCUCUGCGGGGCCUGCACCUCUCGAACACCUACAUUUGCAAGGCGGACCGCACCGCGCAAGGGCGGCAGGUGGGCGAGAUCACCCGCGCGGGCGCGAAGAUACUGUGCAAAGACGAGCGGGAAAUCUUCGAGAUGCUGAACCUGCCUUAUAGGCCGCCGGAGCGCCGGGAGGUGGACGCUGAGCUGCUGGAGGCGGUGGAGGAGGCCGCCAGGCAGGCGCCAGAGGCGUUGCGCUUGGUGAAGAUGGAGCUAGCAUCAUAG